This is a messenger RNA of Leucoraja erinaceus (little skate), 6531 nucleotides long. RefSeq names its product nephrocystin-3-like. Gene Ontology annotation, molecular function: protein binding. The transcript is spliced from 28 exons. The coding region runs from base 157 to 4089 and encodes 1310 amino acids. The record is from RefSeq and is a predicted model, not a curated record. NCBI's taxonomy places the organism in Eukaryota, Metazoa, Chordata, Chondrichthyes, Rajiformes, Rajidae. Gene Ontology annotation, biological process: convergent extension; kidney development; determination of left/right symmetry.
GGGAGUCGGGCUGCGGGCGGAGCUAGGCCCCGGGACCGGGCAGCGGCGGCGAAACUGGACUCACCCUGCGGGGAGGAGAGGGGGACAGGGAGAUAAAUUGUUAGCGGGGCGAGACGGUGAAGCCACGAGCGGACUGUACGUCAGGCCGUCGGCGAGAUGGGAACGGCAUCUUCGCUGGUGGGCGCGAACGAAGUGAUCGAGGACACGGACGGGGGUGGCGGGGAAGCCUGCGAGAUCCCGGUGGAGGUCAAGCCCAAGGCCCGGCUACUGCGCAGCUCUUUCCGCCGGGCCCCCCGAGUCAUCGGCGCCAGCUUCAAGUCCACCGCCUCCGUUGACCUGGAGUACGCCGCAGAGUACGAGCGCCUCAAGAAGGAGUACGACAUCUUCCGCGUCAGUAAAAAUAACGAAAUCUCCGCCAUGCAGAAACGGGAGACCAAACUGGACAAGGAGAAUAAAAGGCUACGGGCAGAGCUGCAGGCUCUCCAGAAAACCUACCAGAAGAUACUUCGAGAGAAGGAGAGUGCACUUGAGGCCAAGUACCAGGCCAUGGAAAGAGCUGCUACCUUCGAGCACGACAGAGAUAAAGUAAAAAGGCAGUUCAAGAUUUUUCGCGAAACGAAAGAGAAGGAAAUCCAAGACCUGUUACGAGCUAAACGUGAGUUGGAGGCCAAGUUGCAGAGGCUGCAGGCCCAGGGAAUCCACGUCUUUGAUGCUACAGACUCCGACUCCGACGACAACCACACCGAUGUCACGGCCACGGGCACUCAGUGUGAUUACUGGAGUGGUGGAGUGCUGGGCAGCGAGCCAUCGAUGGGGAGUAUGAUACAGCUUCAGCACACAUUCCGUGGCCCAGAGUUUGCACAAAGUUCCAUCGACGUGGAGGGACCAUUCAUCAACGUCAACCGAGAUGACUGGGAUGCGGCUGUCGCAAGUUUGCUGCAGGUCACGCCGUUCCUGCCCCGUAGCCUGUGGAGCAACACCGCGCGCUGCUACCUGAUGAACGCGGCAGACACCCAGCCGCAGGUUGACCUCUUCCUCCAGGAAUACUCUCCGAAGCUGCAAACAAUCUGCGAGAGCCUUGGUCACUUUUUCCUCAUGGUACAUUUCCCAGUGGAGAAUUCAAACCAAUACUUAACAGAGAGAAGGUGGGAGAUUGAGAAAAGCUCCUUGUGUCUUGCCUUCCUCGGUGCUGCUUUGCCCAGAUCCAUGGAAGAGGACUGCGAAGAAUAUUUCCUGAAGAACUCUGAGACCAAACCUCUGGUGAUCUACCACAGCCUGUCAGAGACUGGUGGCGGUUCUGAGGAAGCGCUCCGACUGAUCGGAAAAAUAUCGGAUGCAAAUGAUUCCCAACGAGCCAAGAUCAUCGAAGAUGAUGGAAAUGCAGAGGAGGGCGCAAAGAAAAUAUUUGCCCAAAUAGAAAAGAUCAUCAAGCAGGAAUUGCUGGGCUGGGAAAGCGCAAACCUUGAAAACAAGGAUUCCGGAUUGAAGGAUGAUUCCAUGAACUGGGAAGAGGAGGACUUUGGAGAUACCAUCUGGGAUAUGCACGAAGAGCAGGGGCAGUUGGAAGCGUUUCAAGCUGCUUGUGGGAACACCUCCGAAUUGGGAUUUGACAAGUAUUACGAGCGGCUGAAUGAUCUGGUGUCUGCCCCUGCACCCAUACCUCCACUGCUUGUGUCAGGAGGGCCUGGCUCGGGGAAAUCCCUGCUGCUCUCCAAAUGGAUUGAGCAUCAACACAAGGCUUCACCGAGCACUUUACUGUUGUAUCACUUUGCAGGAAGGCCUUUGUCCACCAGCUCCGAGCCAGCACUCAUAAUUAAACGACUCACCGUCAAGCUGUUGCAACAUUCCUGGUCCAUGUCAGCUCUUACACUGGAUCCGAGUAAGUUACUGGAAGAGUUCCCUCGAUGGCUGGAGAAAUUAUCUGCACGCCAUCAGGGCAGUAUCAUCAUCAUCAUCGACUCCAUCGACCAGAUCGAGCAAGCUGAGCGUCACAUGAAGUGGUUAAUCGACCCACUCCCUGUAAACGUCAGAGUGAUCGUCUCUGUCAACGUGGAGACCUGCCCGCAAGCAUGGAGGUUGUGGCCGACCCUUCACCUUGACCCGCUGAGCCCGAAGGACGUCAUAGCUCUGAUCACCGCAGAGUGCCACCACGCGGACGUCAAGCUCACCCGAGAGCAGGUGAAGCGGCUGGAGAAACAUUGCCGAUCUGCAACAACGUGCAACGCCCUCUACGUUACUCUCCUGGCCAAGAUGCUCACAUGCGUCAAAGGCCUUGGAGAUGUCGACGUUAUUGUCCAGCAGUGUUUUGAAUGUCAGGACACCGUCUCCCUAUACAGGCUGGUGCUGCAGUCUGUACAGCAGGCCCUGCACACUGACGGGGCCAAACAACUAAUGCAGGAGAUGCUGUGCCUGAUCUACGUGAGCCACAACGGUGUGAGUGAAGGUGAGCUGCUGCAGAUAUACCCUGAGCUUCUCUGGCCCACCUUGUCCUCGCUUCUCCGCAGCUUGCAGAGCACGUGCGUGCUGGCACAGAGCUGUGGCCUCCUCAACUUCCAGCACCUGCAGGCUUUGGACGCAGUGCGAUUGGAAUAUAUGGAGAAAAAAGGACAGGAUUCUGUUACAGUUUACAGAGAAAAACUAGUGCAGUAUUUUUCGCAUCAAAUGAGUCAGGGCAGAGUGACGUGGCGGGGAGUGGAUGAGUUGCCCUGGCUCUUCCUGCAGCAGGGGGACAAGACCAAGCUGCACGGCUGUCUGCUCAACCUUUUUGUGUCUCAGAACCUGUACAAGAGAGGCCAUUUUGCAGAGCUGCUAUCCUAUUGGCAAUACGUGGGGAUGGAUAAGAAUUCCAUGGCUGCUGCUUACUUUGAGUCAUUGAAGCAGUACGAGAGGAGCUGCGAAGGGGAGGACAUGAUCGUGCGCUUGGCAGAUCUCUACGAGACGCUGGGCCGCUUUUUGAAAGACUUGGGCCUGCUGAGCCAGGCGGUUGCCCCACUGCAGCGUUCUCUGGAGAUCCGUGAGAGUGCGUUGGACCCGGACCACCCCAACGUGGCGCAGUCCCUGCACCAGCUCGCCAGCGUGUACGUGCAGUGGAAGAAGUUCGGCAACGCCGAGCAGCUGUACAAGCAGGCGCUGGAGAUCAGCGAGAACGCCCACGGCCCCGUACACCCACGGGUGGCUCAGCAGCUCGAUGCCCUGGCCAUGCUGUACCAGAAACAGAACAAGUACGAGCAAGUGGAAUCAUUGAGGAAGCGAUCGAUGAAGAUCAGGCAGAAGAUGUCCAAGCAAAAAGGGAGCAUGCACGGCUUUGCCAUCCUGCGUCGCAGGGUGCUGCAGUUGGAGGAGCUGAGCCUGCGCGCCGAGUCUGCAGACACCGCCCACACUCUCAACGAGCUGGGAGUGCUGUACUACCUGCAGAACAACCUGGAGACCGCCGAGAUGUUCCUGAGACGUUCGCUGGAGAUGAGGGAGCGCACCGUCGGGCGUGAGCACCCGGACUGCGCGCAGUCCCUCAACAACCUGGCGGCCCUGCACAACGAGAGGGGGGAGCAGGAGAAGGCGGAGGAGCUGUACGAGCGGGCGCUGGAGAUCCGCUGCCGAGCCCUGGCACCCGACCACCCCUCCGUGGCCUACACCGUCAAACACCUGGCCCUGCUCUACAAGAAGCGAGGGAAGCUGGAGCAGGCGGCUGCUCUGUGCCAGUUGGCGGUGGAGAUACGACAGAAGUCCUUUGGGCCAAAGCACCCGAGCGUAGCCACGGCCUUGGUCAACCUGGCUGUGCUGUACUGCCAGCUGAAGAAGCACACGAAAGCGCUGCCGCUCUAUGAGCGUGCGCUGAAGAUCUACGAGGACAGCCUGGGCCGCUGUCACCCGCGGGUGGGAGAGACACUGAAGAACCUCGCCCUGCUCAGCUACGAAGAGGCCAAUUUUGAGAAGGCAGCAGAAUUGUACAAAAGGGCGAUGGACAUCAAGGAGGCGGAGGUGUCGGGGACUGGCGGCAAAGCUCUCUCGCGCCACUCGUCCAGCGGGGAUGCGCUGAGUUUGAAGAACACGGCGGCCGUCAAUCCCAGUCUGGAGCUGGCCUUCAGGUGACUGCGACCCACACGCCCAUGGCAUCAUCCCUCUGCUUGGAGGCUGCCGACCUGCUAUAGACAAUAGACAAUAGGUGCAGGAGUAGGCCAUUCGGCCCUUCGAGCCAGCACCGCCAUUCAAUGUGAUCAUGGCUGCUCAUCCCCAAUCAGUACCCCGUUCCUGCCUUCUCCCCAUAUCCCCAGACUCCGCUAUCUUUAAGAGCCCUUUCUAGCUCUCUCUUGAAAGCAUCCAGAGAACCGGCCUCCACAGCCCUCUGGGGCAGAGAAAUCCACAGACUCACCACUCCUUGUGAGAAAAAGUGUUUCCUCAUCUCCAUUCUAAAUGGCUUACUCUUUACUCUUAAACCUGGUUCUGGACUCCCCCAACAUCGGGAACAUGUUUCCUGCCCCUAGUGUCCAAACCCUGAAUAAUCUUAUAUGUUUCUGGAGCGACACAAAACACCGUCAACCCAUCCCCCUCCGCGGAUGCUGCCCAACACACAUUGUUUCCCCACUUGGUAUUUUCAAAGCUGCUAUGAAGAGCGUCCGAGCCAGAACAGAUCUCUUAUUCCCCCACCCGCACAUCAGUCCGAAGAAGGGUCUCGAUGGCAUUUUGUGUGUGGAGAGCCAGCAACAGCACUCGGGCCAUGCAAGACCUGCACUGACACAGGUGCCUUUUCACAGUUGAAGCAUCCAACAAAGCCUCUAAGGUGAAACAUAGAAACAUAGAAAUUAGGUGCAGGAGUAGGCCAUUCGGCCCUUCGAGCCUGCACCGCCAUUCAAUAUGAUCAUGGCUGAUCAUCCAACUCAGUAUCCCGUACCUGCCUUCUCUCCAUACCCCCUGAUCUCCUUAGCCACAAGGGCCACAUCUAACUCCCUCUUAAAUAUAGCCAAUGAACUGGCCUCAACUACCCUCUGUGGCAGAGAGUUCCAGAGAUUCACCACUCUCUGUGUGAAAAAAGUUCUUCUCAUCUCGGUUUUAAAGGAUUUCCCCCUUAUCCUUAAGCUGUGACCCCUUGUCCUGGACUUCCCUAACAUCGGGAACAAUCUUCCUGCAUCUAGCCUGUCCAACCCCUUAAGAAUUUUGUGAGUUUCUAUAAGAUCCCCUCUCAAUCUCCUAAAUUCUAGAGAGUAUAAACCCAGUCUAUCCAGUCUUUCUCAUAAGACAGUCCUGACAUCCCAGGAAUCAGUCUGGUGAACCGUCUCUGCACUCCCUCUAUGGCAAUAAUGCCCUUCCUCAGAUUUGGAGACCAAAACUGUACGCAAUACUCCAGGUGUGGUCUCACCAAGACCCUGUACAACUGCAGUAGAACCUCCCUGCUCCUAUACUCAAAUCCUUUUGCAAUGAAAGCUAACAUACCAUUCGCUUUCUUCACUGCCUGCUGCACCUGCAUGCCUACCUUCAAUGACUGGUGUACCAUGACACCCAGGUCUCGCUGCAUCUCCCCCUUUCCCAAUCGGCCACCAUUUAGAUAAUAGUCUGCUUUCCGUUUUUGCCACCAAAAUGGAUAACCUCGCAUUUAUCCACAUUAUUCUGCAUCUGCCAAACAUUUGCCCACUCACCCAGCCUAUCCAAGUCACCUUGCAGUCUCCUAGCAUCCUCCUCACAGCUAACACUGCCCCCCAGCUUAGUGUCAUCCGCAAACUUGGAGAUAUUGCCUUCAAUUCCCUCAUCCAGAUCAUUAAUAUAUAUUGUAAAUAGCUGGGGUCCCAGCAAUGAGCCUUGCGGUACCCCACUAGUCACUGCCUGCCAUUGUGAAAAGGACCCGUUUACUCCGUGAAGGGUGCAAAGAUUUAAUAGGAACCUGAUGGAUAACUUUUUCGACACAGAGAGUGGUGGGUGUAUGGAACAAGCUGCCAGAGGAGACACUCGAGGCAGGGACUCUCGCAAUGUUUAAGAAACAUUUAAGACAGGUACGUGUUUACGAAAGAACUGCAGAUGCUGGAAAAAUCGAAGGUAGACAAAAAAAUGCUGAAGAAACUCAGUGGAUGAGGCAGCAUCUACGGACCCGAAACGUCACCUAUUCCUUCGCUCCAUCGAUGCUGCCUCAUUCGCUGAGUUUCUCCAGCAUUUUUGUCCACCGCUGAUUUUUCCAGCAUCUGCAGUUCCUUUCUUAAACGGAACGGAUUUAAUUGAAAGGUUCCAGUGAAGAUUUCCGGUAAUUUUUGUACUGUUCAGCAUUUAGUUUUUCCACUAUAUAUACACAAUAAACUAAACUGUCAAGAAAUGUUUUAGGGGUGGGGGUGGGGAUGAACACCGAUCAAACACUAAUGUACCUGGCAGGGGUCGGGACAGAAAUGGUCCCUCAGUUGGAUGAGCUGGUUUGGAAUGAGUAGCUUACACUUGCAAAUGAGCAGUUCCUUGCUGCAUCAGACUUCUACUUCAAUUCAAUUUAAUUGCCCUUUAUUGUCAUUCAAACAUGCAAGUUUUGAACAAAAUGUCGUUCCUGCAGUCAUAACAGCA